GUCCCACAUUUAGUUCGGGAAUCGUUUAGUAGCUUUGGCGAGAUGAGUGUUUGCAGAGUGCUCCUGCUCAGCAUGAGCGUCGUGCUGUACACGUCAACGGUCGUCAGUGGUGCCGCGAAUUCUUCAAUCACCGGGUAUGGGUACGAGCUGUUAUCGGCCAAGUUGGAAUAUCUUCAGUACAAACUGAUCGAGAUAGAUUUCGCGAUGAAGGAGGAUCGAGAGUCAACCGACCAGAAGCUGUCCAACCAGGCGACGCUUUCCGACGGAUUGCUGUGGACAUUGGGCCAGCUUAGUCAGGCGUUAGGUCACAAUCUUACGGCCCUGCAGACGCAAUCGAGUAAGCUGCUUUCCCAACAGGCAGCCUGUGCUAGUCACGAGCAGAUGAGGAAGGAAAUCCAAAGGAUCGCACCCAAGGAAGGACAGCUUCCAAGGGCUUUAUUUACGUCGGGUCGUCCGAGUUUUUCGUACCGAUCGUGCAGGGAAGAACCAUCGAAACAGACGGGCAAAUAUCUGAUCCAGCCAACGCUGCACGACGAACCGUUCAUGGCGUACUGCGAGCAAACCCGGUUCGGUGGUGGUUGGCUUGUGGUUCAGCUACGCUUUGACGGUUCGUUGGACUUCCAGCGUAACUGGACGGAAUAUCGGGACGGGUUCGGGAGCAUCGAUCGUGAGUUUUGGAUCGGACUGGAGCACCUGCAUCGAAUUACGUCGGAGCGGCCCCACGAGCUGGUGGUUGAGUUGGAAGAUUUCUCCCGCAACUACAUCUACGCUCGGUACAAGGAGUUUGAGAUAGGCAGCGAAAAGGACGCGUACAGGUUGAAGAAGGUAGGUGCGUACUCUGGGACGGCUGGGGACUCGUUGAUAUACCACAAGGAUUCAAAGUUUUCGACGCUCGAUCGUGAUAACGAUGAAAACGAGAGCGAUAACUGCGCUGUGCUGUAUCAUGGUGCUUGGUGGAACAAAAACUGUCACUACUCGAAUUUGAACGCUCAGUACAAUGAGGGUGUGGAUGCAAAGCUGACCAACUGGUACUACUACCAGAAGAAUCAUCUCGGGUUGGCGUACACAAGAAUGAUGAUCCGUGAAGUGUGUUAAACUGGGGAUGAGCUUUUUGUUUGAAUAAAAAUGGAAGAAGAAAUGGUCAAGACGAA
Molecule: messenger RNA, 1151 nt
Organism: Anopheles stephensi (Asian malaria mosquito)
Lineage: Eukaryota; Metazoa; Arthropoda; Insecta; Diptera; Culicidae
Product: microfibril-associated glycoprotein 4-like
Exons: 1
Coding region: 43-1095 (350 amino acids)
Source: RefSeq, a predicted model, not a curated record